Cyprinodon tularosa is the source of this 1320-nucleotide messenger RNA. It is a transcript of the gene cdc34a, whose product is annotated as cell division cycle 34 homolog (S. cerevisiae) a. The record is from RefSeq and is a predicted model, not a curated record. The transcript is spliced from 5 exons. Lineage: Eukaryota; Metazoa; Chordata; Actinopteri; Cyprinodontiformes; Cyprinodontidae. Gene Ontology annotation, biological process: protein polyubiquitination; ubiquitin-dependent protein catabolic process. Gene Ontology annotation, molecular function: ubiquitin conjugating enzyme activity. Bases 271 to 996 code for a protein of 241 amino acids.
CCCGGGGAUCCUUCACGCCAAGAGAGGAAGAAGACGCACCAGCUGCGACCAAAAAAAAAAAAAAAAAAAAAGCCCAGCCGUUGUGGUUUUUAUACUCCGUUUUCUUUUUCUUCUCUUUUCCCCCUCCGAAGACACGCUGACGGAAACCAGCGUUCACAAACUCGUUGGUUCUUUGUUGUUAGCUGUUGUUCGCACCGACCUAGCUUUGUCCUUCGCAUACACAGUUGGCUGUGGGUUGCUGAAAUCUAUUAAUAUUGUUCGUUGUGGAAUAUGGCUCAGCAUGUGCACCAUGUAGCCAGUUCACAAAAAGCACUAAUGCUGGAGAUGAAGAGCCUCCAAGAUGAGCCGGUGGAGGGAUUCAAGAUAACUUUAGUGGACGAGUCGGACAUGUAUAACUGGGAAGUGGCGAUAUUCGGACCCCCAAACACUCACUACCAGGGUGGUUAUUUUAAGGCUCGAAUCAAGUUCCCGGUUGAUUAUCCGUACUCUCCACCUGCGUUCCGCUUCCUCACCAAAAUGUGGCAUCCCAACAUCUAUGAGAACGGAGACGUCUGCAUCUCCAUCCUACAUCCACCAGUGGACGACCCACAGAGUGGAGAGCUCCCUUCAGAGCGGUGGAACCCUACACAGAAUGUCAGGACCAUCCUGCUCAGCGUUAUCUCUCUGCUAAACGAACCAAACACAUUUUCCCCAGCCAACGUGGACGCAUCAGUAAUGUACCGCAAGUGGAGGGACAGCAAAGGAAAGGACAGAGAAUACAUCGAGAUCAUAAGGAAACAGGUGUUGUCUACAAAAGCUGACGCAGAGCGGGACGGCGUCAAAGUUCCCACCACGUUGGACGAAUACUGCGUCCGCACACAAGUUCCUCCCACAGACGACGGCUCCAACCUCCUCUAUGACGACUACUAUGAUGACGAGGAGCUGGAUGAAGAUGAGGAGGAGGACGAGGAAGACUGUUGCUAUGACGAGGAUGACUCUGGCACCGAGGACUCCUGACCGUGCCACGCUGUGACAUCACCCCCCCUCCCUCCCCUGACCAAAUCUUGUUCUCACCCACUCGCAUUCAAAGUCUCCCUCUUGUGUCACAGACUGAACUUUGACCCCUCCCUCCUCCUUCUAAAGGACACUCUUGGCACAGUCUGUCCAGCGUCUGUUACGUGCAAUCACACUAAAGCCUGGGUCAUUGAAAACACAGCAGCUGAAUUGCUUUUGGUCUUUUCCUGUUUUUUUUUGUUCUCCGAGUAUAGGUUACACACGAUCCACACAGAAACUGCACUGAUGUGUGUCAAAAUGUCCAAAUAAAGGUCUUUGAAGCCCUAA